GGUCUUGCGUCUGCGCAUGCGCCGGUGUCGGGGAGGUAAAAUGGCGACGGGUGCCAUUUCCAUGGAAUCGAAAAAAAUAACAGAACUAAGAGUUGUGGAUCUGAAAUCCGAGCUCAAACGGAGGAAUUUGGACACGUCUGGUGUUAAGAGCGUUCUUCUCGCACGAUUAAGACAGGCUCUUGAGGAUGAAAAUGGUGACACAGAAAAUAUUGAAAUCCAGCUUUCAACUGAAGCAUCAAAUCGCAAAAGUGGGAAAGCUAAAGGGAGACGGGUGGAUUCUGAUGCGGACACAACGGGAGAAGAAGAUGCGCUGUCCAAGGAAACUGAAGAAUAUGAAUCUGAAAAGGAUGUAACUGAUACAGAUGAUGGUACUCGUGAAAAGUCUAAGCCUGCACCCUGUGAGGACAGCCUUGCUCAGCCUGAGGCUGAGGCACUGGCUGAGGCUAAACCAGAGUCAGAAGCCGUGGCGGCUGAAGCAGAUUCAGAGCCUGAGCCAGCGAUGGAUGCUGAUCCUGAGGUGGAUGCUGAACCUGAGCCAGAGGAGGAUGCCGAGUCUGAGGCCGACCCAGAGGGCGAUGCCGAGUCUGAUGUUGACCCAGAGGAGGAUGCCGAGUCUGAGGCCGACCCAGAUGAGGGCACCAAUCCCGAGAUUGACGGAGAGGCCGAGCCCGAGCUGGAGACCGAACUGGCUGAGAUGGAUGCUGAAGCCAUGAAUUCCUCUAAAGAAGCAGAGGACGACCACCUAUCCGUCUCAAUCCCAAAUGAUGAUGCCAUCACCCUAGAUGUUGAUGGUGAUGAUCUCCUGGAAACAGGUAAACAUGUGAAACUUCCAGAUCCAGAGGCCGAGAGGGGCAUUGAUGAGCCAAACUCCUCUGCUGAGAGGACCCCAGAUGAUGACAUGAUGCUGGAAGAGACCGAGGGCCACAGAGAUGAUGGGUCCAGGAGCGAUCCCUCGAAGAAAGACGGCAGAGAGGGCCUGAAGAAAGCCGAAAUGGGAGACAAAGAAAAGGAUUCUGGGAAGAAAGGCCCCUCCACUACUGGGGCAUCAGGUCAAGCAAAGAGCUCUUCAAGAGACCGAGAGGGGAAAGCUGGCAAAGAUGAGAAGGGAGUCGUCAGCAGCAGCAACAGCUCUUCUCGUAACAUAUGGGUGAGCGGCCUGUCUUCAAACACCAAAGCAGCUGUCCUCAAGAACCUGUUUGGCAAAUAUGGAAAGGUUUUGAGUGCCAAAGUGGUUACAAAUGCUCGCAGUCCUGGAUCAAAGUGUUACGGCCUGGUGACCAUGUCUUCCAGCACGGAGGUGACGCGGUGCGUCUCCCACCUCGACUGUACAGAGCUCCACGGACAGCAGAUAUUUGUUGAAAGGGCCAAAAAUGAUCCGUUCAAAAAGGAGAGCUCAAAGAAGGAAGCUGAGGACAAAGCAAGUUUCACCAAAUCAUGUGAUAAGCGCAGCUCUACGGGGGUGAAACUGACCAACAAAGCACAGCCAUCUUACAAAAAAGAGGAUAAGAAAUUGGAUAAACUCCCAGAAAAGGACAAAGACUUGUCCAAGAAACAGGAUGCUAGAAGUGGGAAAUCUGAGUCCGUUUCAUCCAACUCUGGGCAAGAUUCUUUCAAGAGAGAUGACCGAAAAUAUGGCCGGAUGAAGAGUCCAGGCAAGAUGGUCGUUCUACAUCAUCCCAAAGCAGACUAUAAUUUUGGCAAAAUGAGACCUUUUAGGAGGGGACGGUAUUUUGAAAAACCGUUCGUCAACAUGAAUAUUCAAAGGAGGCCAAAAUGGUUGAUUCCUCCUGAAGAGUUAGAGAUGAUGAGAUUCAAACCGCGACCUUUUAUGAACAAGGGGGAAGAACAGGACAUCCUCCCCUUUGAAAAGAUGAAGGAGCAACGGAUGCGUGAACGAGUGGCUCGUAUUGAACGCGUUCGAAGAGCCGUGGAGUUGCGCAGACGGCGGGAAAUUGCAGAACAAGAACGCAGGGAGCGGGAGAGCGUCCGGCUAAUAAGGGAGCGGGAAGAACGGGAGAACCUGCUCCGGGAGCGUCAAAGGCUCGAGAUGGAAAGACAGAAACUGGAGAGGGAGCGCUUGGAGAGGGAGAGGCUCGAGAGGGAGAGAAUCCGUAUAGAGCAGGAACGGCGCAAAGAGGCAGAGCGCAUGGCGCGUGAACGCGAGGAGCUGCGAAGGCAGCAAGAGCAGCUCCGUUAUGAGCAAGAAAAGAGAAACAACCUCAAAAGGGGUCGUGAAGCGGAACAUGGCCGGAGAGACGAUUCGUACUGGAAUGGCAACAAGAAGAUGCAGCCUGAGCCCGACGUCCGCUUGAACCAAGGCUCCAACUACAACCGGCAGCAGAACCGCUUUUCAAGCUUCACUCCCCGAGAGAGGGGCCGCUUUCCAGAGACUGCCGCCGAGCAGCCAAACACGUACGACAGGCGUAACCGGUUUGACGGUGAGCCCGAGGCAAAGAAGAGUCGCCCCGCUCCUCACAGAGAGACCUCUGGCUUCGAGCGCUACCCUAAGAGCUUUGAGACGGUCCGCCGGGCUGAGCCGGCUGCUCCUCCACGCGCCGAACUCCGGGACACCGACCGCAGGGACAGAGACGAGCGCCGGCCCGUGCCGAUGCACGAUCGGCCGAUGGGAGCCAGGGCCGCGAUGCACGGCAUGUCGCACAACCGCUCGCCCAGGGACGGGGGCCAUGGAUGGAAGAACGACGGUGGCAUGAAUGCCAACAAGGGAGACAUACGUAACGCUGCGUUGACCAGAGGACCUAUGCGCAUGCGUGCGGAGCGAUCGGGCAGAGAUGGUCCAGGCCCGGUUCUUAGAGGAGGCGCCUCGGCAAACCGCGGCAGGAGCAGCUUUAAUGAUCGGAGCGGAGGGAGGCCCAUGGUGAUGAGUGAUCAGUCCUUCAGCUCUGGGCGGCAGGUCGUGGUGGAGCGUCACAGCAGGGAUCAGGGACUGAGGAAGGAGUGGCACGGUGCAUCGAGCUCCCAGGGUGGGGCCUUCCCUGAUAAUCGCAGAAUGGGAGACAGCCGAGGCAGCAUGAUGGCUCCUGCGAGUCACUCUUCGUCUGGAAUGAACCGCAUUGUACAGAUCAGCAGCAACUCCAUCCCCGGUGGUGGCAACGUGGGUGGAUUCAAGCCCUUCAAAGGAACGCCGCGUCAGUUUUAGCUGCAUCCAAAUUCUGCCACUUUAAAGCACCUGGAAAUGGAAAGACUUUUGGGAACUCUUUAUUUUUAGAAUAUCACCUGUUUUAGGUGGCACAUUUGUAGCCAUGAGGUUGAUAACGCUAUUUUAUCUUGUAUAGAAAGUGUUUACCCUGAUGUAAGUUUUUCCUGGCAGUUCCGUUGUUACUGUUAAACAACCCGGAGUACGUUUUACUUAACAUUUAGGAGAAUAUUGUACAGCCCCAGGUCUUUAACAAGUUUUGAAGUAAUGUUAUGAACUUCUCCUCUGAGUGUUAUAUGUAUAUUUUCAACGGCAUAGUUUCCCUCUCAGUGGUCCUGUGAUGUCUUUGUUUUAGUGUGUUCGAGUGCAUUGAAAUGAUCAUUCACUCAUUUGGAUUUUUUUCUCUGUGAGGAAACGGAUGACAGAGUAUUUUCUUUUUUUUGAGGGGGGGGAAGAAAGUCGUACUUUGUGGAUGUUUUGUAAAAAGUAGAUUUGCUAAAACAAUGUCAAACUGUAGAAAACUCUUACAGGUCAUAGGUCGACUUGCAUACAGGUCCGUGUCCGAAAUAAAAUUUGACUUUCAAAUCAG
Molecule: messenger RNA, 3743 nt
Organism: Gasterosteus aculeatus aculeatus (three-spined stickleback)
Lineage: Eukaryota; Metazoa; Chordata; Actinopteri; Perciformes; Gasterosteidae
Gene: sltm
Product: SAFB-like, transcription modulator
Biological process (GO): regulation of transcription by RNA polymerase II; regulation of mRNA processing
Cellular component (GO): nucleus
Molecular function (GO): sequence-specific DNA binding; RNA binding
Source: RefSeq, a predicted model, not a curated record